Messenger RNA from Volvox carteri f. nagariensis, 312 nucleotides. RefSeq lists its product as uncharacterized. The record is from RefSeq and is a predicted model, not a curated record. The transcript has 6 exons. The coding region runs from base 1 to 312 and encodes 103 amino acids. Lineage: Eukaryota; Viridiplantae; Chlorophyta; Chlorophyceae; Chlamydomonadales; Volvocaceae.
AUGGACAGCAGCAACAGCAGAGAACCCAAAAUAUGCCAACCUAAUGGCCCCGUGGAUAUGUACGACAAUUACGUCAUAUUAAGCGAAGAACGGCUGUGCUGGAGGACUGACUAUUGCAGACUGCAGGAGACACCUGGAAGGGGCGACUCGGCGGCUGGGGGUAGCUCGACCCCCAACCCGGCGGUGGUGGUGGUAGUCGGGACAGCGAGUUUUCACUUCCAAGCCAACCGGAUCCGGCGGCUGCGAACUCUGAAUAGAAGGGAUGCGGGCGACAACAACCGCAGCAAUCCCAUGGUGGAGGGACACAGCUAG